CUGUUUCCGGGGACUCGAUGCAGCGGCUGGCGGCCCACUUACCCUCCGCCACGCGCCUCCUUAUCAGGCGGUGGCCGGGGAUCUACAGAGCCGUCAACCACACGCGCCGCUGCCAUCUUCCGGUUCGAUGAUGAUGACGUCGAUUCCGCGGCGCGUGCCCUGUUUUCCCAAGCCUUCCCUUACCUCAGCUUCGCCUACGCCAUCAUAUUAGCCCGAACCUUGCUCCAGGUGAUAACCCACGAGCGGGUCGUCCAUCUUGUUGACCUCGGGUCGGGGGAUCCGAAGCUUUGGGUCCCAUUGCUGCGUAGUUUCGCCCGGCUGUCCAAUGGGCCGCCGCAUUUGAAGGUGACUUGCGUGUCAAGCAACCGAACCGUGCUGGAGAGGUUAGGGCAUAGGCUUGUGAAAGAGGCUGAGAUUCUUGACCUCCCUUUCCAAUUCAUUCCCUUGAAUGUCGCCGUUCAGGACCUCACCCCGGGUUUGCUCGAGAUCCGGACCGGCGAGGCUCUCGCCUUUAUCUCCAUACUACACCUCCACACACUUCUAGCUGAUGAUAUGAUCAUGAUGUGGUUCUUAUGA
This is a messenger RNA of Linum tenue, 576 nucleotides long. NCBI's taxonomy places the organism in Eukaryota, Viridiplantae, Streptophyta, Magnoliopsida, Malpighiales, Linaceae. The record is from the annotation of a GenBank genome assembly.